Messenger RNA from Phytophthora sojae, 723 nucleotides. RefSeq lists its product as hypothetical. The record is from RefSeq and is a predicted model, not a curated record. The transcript is spliced from 2 exons. The annotation marks the transcript as partial. Lineage: Eukaryota; Oomycota; Peronosporomycetes; Peronosporales; Peronosporaceae.
ACGCUCGUAGGUCUGUUGAAACCUAGAACCGCUGGCGAGAACCUUUCUACUUGGUUGGAAAUGGGGAAAACCUCAGACGACGUGUUCAAGUUACUGAAGCUGGACGACGGGGUGGAGAAUCUCCUCGCCCACCCAAACAUGAACACGUGGGCGUCCUACGUGGAGAUGUUGAACAAGCAGAGGCCGGGGAAGGAGGUGCCCAUGCUUGAGACGAUGACGAAGACCUACGGAGACGCAGCAGUGGCCAAGAUGAUUGAAGAGGCGACGAAGUUUUCCAGCACUGAGACCAUGGCGAGGGCAUUGAGGAGGGAAUUACUCGAGGGCUGGUCCUCUGCUAAGAAGUCCCCGGAUGAAGUGUUCAAGCUGUUACAGCUCGACGAGGGGGUGGAGAACCUUCUUACGAAUCCGGCUGUGAACAUCAUGUUGCUUUACGCCGAUGCCAUGGUGGCAAAUGCCCUCAAAGCCGGGAGGAAGGUCAAAGCUACAGAAGACCGGGCAACAGAGUUGCAGGGACUGCAGUUCAACCGAUGGGUUGAGGCAGGAAUCAAGCCACGGAAAGUCAUCGGGUCGAUAUUCAGCACCAAACACCGAGGAGGCGAUUGCGAAGCAGUACGCAGUGUACUACAAAUAGCAGAAAAAGUUUAUCCGAGCACGAGAAGGGUGGUAGCAACCAUGGCGCAUAGUGCACCCAGCGACCACAUCAUUUUUCUGUGUCAACUUUAA